This is a messenger RNA of Psylliodes chrysocephalus, 1013 nucleotides long. NCBI's taxonomy places the organism in Eukaryota, Metazoa, Arthropoda, Insecta, Coleoptera, Chrysomelidae. The record is from the annotation of a GenBank genome assembly.
ACAUGACGUGACUGUGAUCGCCAAUGUGAUUGGUUUUGGUUUGUUUCUUUGAUUAAAAAAAAGUAAUAUUAAAUAUUAAAUUUUCAUUAGUGUUUUUACAACGUACAUAUACAUAGUGUUUUUUUUUCGAACACUUUACAAAAUGUUAACCAUCCUCAGAUGUUCAGUUAAGCGAUCACUGGGAAGAGCUUUUUCCAGUACUUCGGCAGCUAAGGAAAAUUUAGAUCCAUUACAGGAAGCAUCAUUAAAAGAAACCUGUUUUUUAGUAGAUGAAAAUGAUAAGAUCAUUGGAAGGGGCACUAAAAUGGAAUGCCAUAGGGUGCAAAAAAGUGGCGAAAUUCCUUUACAUAGAGCUUUUAGUGUAUUUUUAUUCAAUAAGAAAGGAGAUUUACUUUUACAAAAGAGAUCGUCUAAUAAAAUUAGCUAUCCGAAUUGUUACACAAAUUCCUGCUGCAGUCAUCCAAUAGCAGAUUUCGCAGGAGAGGAAGAAGGUACUUUAGGUAUAAAAAAGGCGGCAAGGCGUAGACUAAAUUACGAACUUGGCAUACCAACAGAUAGUGUACCUUUAGAAAAUCUCGAAUAUAUCACAAGAAUACAUUAUAAAGAUGAAGGCAACGGAAAAUGGGGCGAACAUGAGAUUGAUUACAUUUUGUUUUUGAAAGCGGAUGUCAAAAUUAAACCCAAUGCGAAUGAAAUAUCUGAAAUUAGUUACGUACCAAGAACUGAAUUAGACGAGUACAUUCCUACAUUGAAUGGACCUUUAACUCCUUGGUUUCAAUUGAUUUUAAAGAACAGAUUGCGAUUUUGGUGGGACAACUUAGACAAUAUUGAUGAGAUUAAAGAGCACGAUAGUAUAUUGAAAUUAAAAUUUUAGGAUUUAUUAUAUUUUAAAUGUGUGUUAUAUGUUUUAAACAAUGUAUUAAGCAUAAUGUGUUUGUUACCUUUAAAGUGAAUUUUUCAAUUAAAAAAAUAGAUAUUUUAUUAAAAGCAAAUAAAUUACUUUUUUCAGUUUA